Porites lobata is the source of this 9257-nucleotide messenger RNA. NCBI's taxonomy places the organism in Eukaryota, Metazoa, Cnidaria, Anthozoa, Scleractinia, Poritidae. The record is from the annotation of a GenBank genome assembly.
AUGACAAGAGACGGAUACAAGAAGGUUCCUGAUGAAGGCCACACAGAGAAAGUCACCUGUCUAUCAUUCAUGUUCUUUCAUUGGAUGAACAAUGUGCUCAAGACAGGCAAUGAACGACCAAUAGAGCAAAGUGACUUUUUGCCUCUUUCGGAAGAAAACACGUCCUCUUUUCUAACCGAACACCUUCAGAAAGAAUGGAACAAGGAAAAAGCCAAGUGCAAGGGAAAGAAAAAACGACCAAGACUUUGGAAAUGCGUUCUAAAACUGCUUCCUCUCAAAGAAGUGCUGAUUCUAACCGUGAACUACGCUUUGUAUUCUCUGUCACGCCUCCUGCAGCCAUUGCUUCUAGGAUUUUUUAUGGUAUCUCUGAUGUCACCAGAAUUACACUCGGUGUAUCUUUUGUAUGGUUGUGCAUUAGGCAUGGGUAUCAAUGCUUUGAUUGGUUCGCUUGCCAUGCACCACUUUGACUACAGAGGUGAAGUGUGGGGACUUCGAUUUAGCAGCGCCCUCAAAGGACUAAUUUACCUCAAGGUAAGGAUAAAUAAAUAAAUCAAUAAAUAAUAUAGGAUAUGACAGUCAUUCCCGCCCUUCCCAUUUUCUAAGGAAAAAAGCCCUGGGAACGAGGUUGGAUUUUUUUCCCUACAAGGACCUCCACAAGAAUAAACCUCUCCUUUAAUGUGAAUACUUCAGCAGCGAUCUUAGCCGCAAGAAACCAAGCUUUAUUCAAUAACCUCCUGAAUGAUACGUAUAAACAGAACAUAAAAUCCUUUAUGUACGUAUAUAACUAUAGAUGUCUAAACUGAAAAUUUCUUAUUAUCCACUUCCCAAAGGACUCUUUAGAGUUAUUAAUCACAUUUGUUUGGGGGACUUUUUGCCAGACUACUUACGAUCAGUGAAGUAGUAAGUUAUGCCGGAAUACCCCCUAAUAUGAAUCUGAAUUUGACAUCGACACGACACCCACCAGGGAUUCCGUCCCCGCAUAUAUGUUACUAAAACGGAGAACUGAGAGACGGGAACGAGCACGGGGAACAGGAAAAUGAAAAAAUGGCAACAAAGUAGAGAACUGGAAAUGAAGUUACUGAUAGGGCUGAGGUUGCAGAUAGGUUUUUUUCCCAUCCUUCAUUUUUGCCGUUUCCCGUGCUCGUUCCCCGCUCCCUGUUCCUUGUUUAGUAACAUCUCUCCGUCCGCUGCUAUUAAAGAAGAGUGUCAAGGUUUUUAGCGCCUGGGGCAGAGUCCUAUCCUAUUUGACCUUGGCAGGUACGUGCCGCUAAAGAGAGUUAGUGUCUUGAAGAGGGUGUCGUUUCUCGUCCCGAAGCCUUUAAAAGAGCGGGAAUUAGGUUGGCGAUGAGCGGUCUAUAUUUGUGGCACCAACAACAAAAAUCAAAUUCUAUGAUCGCAGUUUUUUAAACGUAAUUCUGUAUGCGAAAUGAGCCAGGGUCAUUUGAUGAGCUCUCUUGUCUUAAACAGGGUAGCGAAAGACGAUUUUUGUGCUACAAAAGGUCAUUGUUUGAAGUCCUCAGCGACACUUGUACCCAAAACUCCUUGAGUGCCGCCCCAGGCUUUUACGUCCCACAAAAUUUUUUUAUGAGCAAAGGUGGUGAGGAACCUACCGUUUAUGCCUUAACCAAGAAGACUGGUAACUCUAACACUUUGCAGAUAACAAAGGUAGUACUUUCUCCUCAGGCAUUUUAAAGCCCCGAGCGUUGAUCCAGCUGAGUUGUGAACAUGCGGCCUCCCUGUUCAGAGGACUUCUAUUCUUUUUCAUUGGAAUUUUAAGGCAAAUUUUUCACGCGCAGGGCUCCUGUCACGCGUCAGUGUUUAAUUGCUAAUCUUUUCGACCUUUUAUAACAAUCAGCUAACGUCUGGUAGUUUAUUUCUUUUUCAGACACUCGUUCUCACGAAGAGUGCCUUGCUAAAGUUUUCAACUGGGCACGUGAUCGAUCUCAUAUCAAACGAUGUGCAACGAUUAGAAGAGGAGGCUUUCAAGUUACUAUUCUCAAUAGUUUUUACAUUUUUCGAGGUCGCCGUAGUCACAUUCUGGCUGGUGUACUUCAUCGGCUGGCAGUCAUUAAUGGGCGUUAUUUUCCUGGCUUGUCUUUCUCCAUAUUACGCUCUGCUGUCCGCUGCUGGCUCUAAGUUGCGCCUGCGCACAGCCGGGGUUUCUGACCAGCGACUCUCGUGGAUGAACCAGGUAGUUUCUGGGAUUCGCGCCAUCAAAACAAAUGCAUGGGAGAAGGAAUACCGAGAUAGCAUUAAAAGUACACGAAGGUAGGAAAAACACAAUAGACCUUUAGCUGGUAAGUUUUGUUUUCCCAAUUCAGACCACGUAAUGUUCUUGAGGAAAUUUACCUUGUCUUUUCAUAAAUCAUGUACAAAUAUGCAUGGUCAUCUGCUACACAAAAGUACGUGGCUUUUGUACUAAAAGACAACACCCUUAAGAACCAAUGAGUUCCUCCUUAGACCUUUCUAUGCUACGCAAAAUCUAUGUAUGUAACAUAAAGAAUGAAGUAGCCUCAGAACUGACAGCAGACAUUUCGUGCGCGACGACACCACUGGGUUUCCUGCGAAAUGACGUCCGAGGAACGAGCGCAGAGAUUCCAUACUAAUGAAGUGUAACUAGUCAGAUCUGGGUAGUGUCUGAUUGGUUGAAGCAAAAUUUCCCACACGGCGCGACCAAUCAGAAACACUAUCCAGAUCUGGGGUCAAUUUCAUAAAACUAUUACAAGUGUAAUUUACAAGUGUGGCUAUUGUUCUCAUACUCUAAAACAAUAGCCAAAUUACACUUGUAAAAGUUUUAUUAAACUGGCUCCAGGAUAGCGACAAGUCAUCAGUGGAGAAUUUAUGCGCUCAUUUCAGAGACUUUAUUUCGCGUAAAAACAACUAGUGGCAUCGCGAAGUGUCAGCAGUUUUCUCAGGCUAAGAAUGAAGCGCGUCUUUUAAAAAUCAAUAUUUUAUUUUCAGCCGUGAAAUAAGUAUUAUCCGAAAGAAGAGCAUCAUUUUGACAAGCUUUGCUGCCUUGGACAUGGCUUCAGUGCCAAUGGCUGCACUUGUGUCUGUUAUCGCAAUGGUAUUAACUGGGAAACAUCUGACACCAGUUAAUGUUUUCAUGCUUAUCUCUUUCAUCUAUGUAUCAAGAGUCACCUGUUCAAUUUUACUGGCCAGUGGUUUGCAAGACACAUAUGACGCGUAUGUUUCACUUAACAGAAUAGAAUAUUUUCUUCUGUUACAAGACCCACCCACGGGCACCGCUCCAGCUCUUCAGUUCGCGGAUCCCAUAAGAAACAUGGAGGGGUCCGCAGCGAUGUUGAAGAGUUCUUCAUGGCAGCAUAAGGAAGAAAUGAGAGAAAACGAAGAAGAUGGCAUUGAUGAACAUAAAACCCGUGACACGAUGGAUACUUUGACUUUGUCAAGAUUAAGUUAUGAACAGUCAAAGCGAAAAGACGAAUUUAUUCUACAAGAUAUCGAAUUUAAGGCAGCUUCAGGGAGCUUAACAGUCAUUACCGGGCCAGUAGGUAGCGGAAAGUCUACCCUUCUCUCAGCAAUCGCUGGCGAGGUACCGGACAAACAGGGGAACGUAAUCUGCAGAGGGGCUCUUGUUUACGCACCUCAGAUAGCUUGGGUAUUCUCGGGAACAAUUAGAGAAAACGUUUUGUUUGGCGAACCAUACAAUGAAUCCAAGUACAAAAGAGUUAUUGAAGCUUGUUCGCUGAGAGAAGACAUUCAUCAGUUUCCUGAUUGUGAUGAAACGGUGGUUGGAGAACGCGGUGAAUUGUUGAGUGGCGGUCAGCGGGCCCGAGUAAGCUUGGCACGCGCAGUCUACGCUGAUGUGGACCUUUACUUGUUCGAUGACCCCUUAAGCGCUGUAGAUGUCAAGGUUGGUCAACAUAUUUUUGAAAAAUGCUUCAAAAACCUGCUGGGUCAAAAAACCCGUGUGAUUGCGUCCCACCAAGAGCAGCUUAUGGAAGAGGCUGAUAAUAUCAUUGUGUUGUAUAAAGGCCGUGUUUUGGGUGAAGGAAGCUUUAAUGAGCUAAAAGAAAGAGGAAUUCUGAAUGAAACUAUUGAUCCACUCUAUACCAUGAAAGCAAGCAGUGGCAAGUCAGAUCACCACCUUGAUGAAUGUAAUAAUGAGGACGAUGGUGCAUGGGACAAACCUUUCCCACCCCAGGUCAAAAACGAGGCAAAGGGUCUACAGAUAUCGGAAGAAGAUCGCAUGAUCGGAGUCGUGUCAUCCAAGCUUUACUGGAAUUACUUCAGAAGCGGGUUGAAUUCACUGGCGAUAAUUUCAUUAUUCCUACUUCUUCUCAUCUCUCAAGGUAAGCGACAGUUUUACAGGUUUAGAGAACGGAUUGUAUAAACAAAAAGCCCCGACACGUCAUAUAUUUUCAUCAAUAUAAUGGUGAGUUAAGUACAAACCUGCUGGAAACUACGCUCUCCUGGAUAGACGACGGGAAGAGAAACCUGCGCUACUAAGUUGCAAUAUACGCUUUCGUGAGAGCACUGUACGCAUGCGCACAUUAUCACCCCUUACAUUAUCCGCUGACGCCCCCUAAGAAUAUCCAGUUUGCAUAACCGAGUCUUUCAAACGCAGCUUGUAAACUACGUUUCAUCCGCCCCGAUUCUCUUAAAAAAUAUCAAUAACAAUAACAGUAACUAUAAUAACAAUAACGAUAAUGAUAAUAAUAAAAUACUGAUAGUAAUAGUAGUAAUAACAAUGACAAUGAUAAUAAUAAGGAAGAAGAAGGAAAUUAAAAAGAAUUUUCCCUAGGAGGAAUCAUUCGAAAUCAUGGAAGAGAAAUGAUGAUGGGAAAACGGACAAUCAGGCGUCAGGUUAACUGAUGAAUAUGAAAGUCAGUUAUAAAGUGAAAAGUCCAUCCACUGAAAUCACACAAACUCUUACGUAGCGCCGAGAUAAUUGUUGUUUUACUUCUCAAGCCCUUUUGCUUUUCUAACUUGACGUUGUCGUCGCCGUCGCAGUUGUUUUAAACUGUUUUUGUCUCAUUCUUUUCACAGCAUUGCUAGUUUCUCCUGACGUAUGGCUGUCUAUUUUGACACAGAAAAGUCCAGACGAUCAGCGUAACAAGACAAAUAUAACCAUUUACGGUUGUCUGGUCACCGCAGCCUUCAUAUUUGCCAUCAUCCGAGCGCAGGUAUUCCACCUGGCUUCAUUGAGAUGCUCAGAACGUCUCCACGACAAAAUGGUUGUGGCUGUUCUACAAGCCCCGGUGCUCUUCUUUGACUCCAAUCCCGUGGGGAGAAUCAUGAAUCGUUUCUCUAGAGAUAUAGGUUGUUUGGACGAAUUACUGCCUAAAACGUUUCUGCUCUCCAUUCAGUAUGCUUUGAUGGUGUCGACAGCAAUUCUUGUGCCAGCUGCAACGAAUCCUUGGCUUCUACUGGUUUUCGUACCCGCCACUUUCCUAGCUGUCUACAUUACCAGCUACUACUUGAAGACAUCUAGGGAACUGAAAAGACUGGAAUCCAUUUGUCGCAGUCCGGUUUUCUCUCACGUUUCAGAGACCCUGAAUGGACUGGACACGAUUCGGACAAGGAAAAGACAAGAUGACUUUGUGGAUCGGUUUCAUGGGUGUGUUGAAAUCUUUUAUUUUUUCAUUUUUGCAUGAUAUAGUGAUUACAGACAAACACCUCGGGAAAACGGACACCUAUAGAGUUGAUCUAUGCCGCUCUUUACUCCCAGGGUUUGUGACAUCACUCUGAGACGGACCCAACGGUGUCCGUCUUCGGAGAGUCACGGCUAUCCCAGAAAAUAUCACUUCUUUCUACUCUCAAGCGCGAUUACUCAAAUGGUUUGAAGGUUAGGUUGCCUUUUUCGAGUUUAUAAUGAGACACGUUAAAUUGAACCAAAAUCCUUUUUUGACAGACAAGAAACUCUCAGCAGAUGAUUCUUCAAGUUACUAUGGCAUACACACACUCAAUGAUAUUGGCUGUUUUAAGCAAUCUGACUGGUUCGCUAACUAGGAAAAUUGAGCAUCAUUCACUACCUAGCGAGUGGAAAAUACAUGAUCUUCAAAACAGAAACAAAAGGAAUUGAAUGAAAGAAGAUCAGAAACAAGUUAAGAAGCUUUUAACCGUUUUAUGAUGACGUUAAGAUAAAUAAGUGUGUUCUACUUUUCAAGGCAUUGCAAGGCGAAUCGCGCAUGUCUAUCAAUGAUCUCCGCCGUACAAGCCUGAAAUUUUUUUUUUCAGGCUUUCUUUUCGCAACUGCAAAAGUUGCGUAUACAGCUAUUUUCAGAAAGGUUGUUGGAAAAAGUGUGCUCGCAACAAUCCCGAAAGGUAAUAUGGGAUAUGAUCGAUACACUGUUGCUGGCGACUGUAGCUGUCGAACCUACUUUUGUUGCUUUCCUUUAGCACUCGCAAACACAUUUCCAUGGCCUUUCGUGCCAAUUCUUUCAAAUUUCUCUGAAGAACAGUGAACUUAAAAACCACUCACAAUGCCUUUCGGGAUUGUCGCGUGCACUUUUUCCGACAACCUUUCUCGAAACAGCUGUAUAACUGCUAUGAUCAUCCUUCAUUUAAUUCUUCACUCCGCAUUUCAAGUAUAUGAUUUUCAUAUAUUCAAAACUUGAUCUCUUAACUGUUACUAACAAAUCAAUGCACCGUAGAGAGACGAGACAUGGCCAGUAUAAUUCGUAUGCCCAACGUUUCGACACAUCACCAAAGCGGGAAGGUCUUUUAGCGUCAGUAGCAUACGGUUGUGGAACAGUCUGCCUGAUGAUAUUAAAAGGAAAAACAGUCUUUCAUCUUUUAAGAAUGCUUUGAUAGCUUAUUUUAGAGAUUCUUAUAUUAAUAUUGAUAAUUUUGAAGCCUUAUUGUAAAUAUAUCUUUGUACUUUUAGGUUAGUUAAUUUAGUUGAAGGCCAGUGGCUUAUCACCUUCUGCUGUUAUGUGAUAACUUAUUUUAAUGAUUCUUAUAUUGAUAUUACCAAUUUUUAAGCACUAUUGUAAAUAUAUCUGUAAUUUUUAGGUUAGUUAGUUUAGUUGGAGGGUCACUGGUUUAUCAGCUUCUGCUGUUUAUGUGUUUACCCUCAUUUUAAGAUAAAGUUGAUUGUUAUUAGACUUUAAGUAUAAAUAAAAACCACAGGCCAAACAACCUCUGAUGAGGGAGUCAUUUUGCGAAAUAACUUCCCUACCGUCGGCUAGAAAGGGGCAAAUUCGAAAUCAUCUUGCAUUCUCAUGAAGAAAACAAGAAUUGCUUUGGGAAUAUAAUAAAAUUUCUUUUCUUUUACUUCCUCAGGUAUCAAGAUGUAUACAGUCAGGUAUAUAUUAUGGUGAAGGCGAGUGCUCGGUGGCUUGGUGUUCAUAUGGAUCUUCUCUCUGCUAUAUUAAUUGGCACAGUGGCAGUAGCUGCCGCUUUGGUUUCUCAAGAUGCUGGUACGUGAACCAAUAUCCAGUCAUAACAUUGUUUCAACAUUGUGAAAGAGAACUUUAAGUUAAAUACGCUUUUUCGCGUUCUUAUAUACAGAGGAAUCUCGAUUUUUCGAACCACCUUUGGAAUAGCGUUGAAAUUGGUUUAAUUGGGCCUUGUCCGGUCCACAUAAAAUCAAUUUGAGCCUUGCUCCGCUACUCCCUUGAAUACCGAAAAACCCAAACUUAAGAGAAAUGAAAGGUUUUUCUCUUUUGGCUUAUUAUAAAGCUGAAUUUUGCAAAACGGAAACAAAAUCGAAAUUAUUUUUAACCAAAUUGAACCAUUUUCAACAAUCACAAGGCCAAGUAAACAAAAGCAAAACAAAUGUUUCUCUUCCCGCCCACUUCAUUUUUUGGGUCCGCCUCUCUUUUUUAUUAUUUGUUUAUGCCAAAAGAGGAGAUACAAGCCAAAGAAAAAAACCAAGAAACUUUCAGGCAGGCUAAAUGAUAAAGCCAAGCAUUCAUUACACACUGCGUCCUAUUCACGUUUUUAAUGCAACCUACAUAACGAGAUAUAAGGUACGACACAUCACGUUGCUGUUUAAAACUUGUACCCUAUAAACCAAAUUUGUGUUUUAGCAAUAUCUGACGUUUCAUUCAAUCCCGACAUUAAUAUUUGUCCGAAGAACUCCAUCUUAUCCCUGGGAGAAGGCAAUAAUAAUUUGUAAAGAAAGCAUUAAAUUUAAAAGUAAAUAAAAGUCAGAAAUAACAAAAAAGAUCCCGCCUGCUCUCUUUUUUGAAGAAAGCCAGACGAGAAACAGUUGCCGCUUUUUUUUUUUUUGCUUGGCCUAACAAGAACAAAAACAACUAUUAACAGUAGCAGUAUUUAGUACGGUUUUUAUUACCAAAAGCGGUAGGACGCAAAAUUAAUAAGGUCAGCUGUAACAAAAACUGAUAAACACGUUAAAUAUUCUUUUUCUUUUCCAAUUAGCAUUUGCUGGUCUAGCCCUUGUUUACGUUAUACAAACUUCAGUUGUCACACAAUACGCCGUCAGGAAAGCUUCAGAAGUCGAGAAUUUAAUGACAUCAGUUGAACGAGUUAUCACGUAUACCAAACUUGGGUCUGAGCCUGGAUACAAAGUGAAACGACGUCCCCCGAAAAAUUGGCCAAGUGAAGGAAAUAUCACAUUCCAUGACGUAUCACUGACGUAUUAUCCGGGGGGUCCUCAAGUACUGAAGAAAAUCAAUCUCACAAUCAAAGGAGGAGAAAAGAUUGGUAUCGCUGGUCGAACGGGCGCAGGAAAAUCUUCAUUUGUCGCUUCUCUAAUGCGCAUGCCCGAAGCCGAUGGAGGGAUAACGGUCGAUGAAGUUCGAAUAAAGGACAUAAACCUCUGCGAAACACAACGCUCAAUAUCAAUUCUAGGCCAAAGUCCUGUUCUUUUUAGCGGAUCACUCAGAAAAAACCUUGAUCUUAUGGAGCAGUUUCCAGACGCAGAAUUGUGGUGCGCUCUGGAAGAUGUACAGCUGAAAGAUUUAGUGGAAAGCCUAGAGGGGCAGCUGAAUCAUGAGUUAUUGGAGUACGGGGGAAAUGUCAGUGUAGGAGAACGCCAACUGAUCUGUUUAGCUCGAUUGUUGCUACAGCAGAACAAGAUCAUUAUCUUGGAUGAGCCAACCGCACACGUUGAUCCAGACACAGAACAAACCAUCUGGAAGGUGGUUCAUGAGAAGCUGAAGGACUCCACAAUCAUCACUAUAGCUCAUCGUUUAAACACGAUAAGAGACUGUGACAGGAUACUGGUAUUAAAGGACGGACAAGUUAAGGAAUUCGACGGGUUUGAUAGGUUAUUGAAUACAAAAGGAAGCGUCCUGCGAGAAAUGGUUGAAAAGCUAGGAGUGUGA